UUUCUCAUCCUCUCCCAACCAGCCCUACCCAUAACCCAGUUUAGCAAACAAAUAACAGUAUUAACAAGUUAAUGCUCCCUACCAAACAUUGUGCAUAGCCGUCCUAGCCUAGGUAGUUAACAUUAACUGAUAGUUGUCUAGUCUAAUUUAAAAGUGGUGCUUUUGUCAACUUCCACAAUAGAUGACACUGGAUCCUAGGAAUCACACACAGCCUUUGGACACUAACAGCCGCUGAUACUGAAUACGACCGACCUACUGCAAUCUACUCCAGCCUCAGAGCCACCUGCCCUUUGCCCUGGCACCCUUUACCACAUUUAGCAUGUACCCAGUGGAGAACACUCACAACUGGGCCCUGGCAAAAGCAGACUGUGCUCCACAAUGGGACAAGAUAGACUGAGACACUUAACAGUGAUUUCAUUGGAAAGUGACAUGGAUCUUACCCCUCAAAUCAAGGAAUUUGCCAACAUAAAGCCAGGAGGAAGAUGCUUUAAAGGCUCCUUUCCCCUAUUUCACCAAGGACGUGGGUAUAUCUCCUCCUACCCGACCCCAUCUCUCUCCCCCACUCUCUCGUGGAGCUGCAUUUUGGAGUCUGCAGCCUGGCAGGGGGGCAGUUAGAGGGGGCAGAAGGGAUCCAGGCACCUGCCAAGCCUUCAUGGCCUUACCUCUGCCUGUGAGUGCUUUUCAUGCUGCUCUCAUUCUUUAAUACCAGGAGCCAUUUUGUACCCUUGGCUAAUAGAGGGCCACCUCACUUUUUCAGAAAGGGAAAACAAGAAAACAUCAAUCUCAUGUCUUUCAAUGGAAGGGAAUUAUAAUUGAAGCGCGAUGCAUGACUGUUGCUUUUAACAUUUGGAAAGAGGCAAAAAGGACCACUUCCAAACUAAUGAGCAUCUCCCUGCACUGUCGAUGGAACUUGGGAGCCUUGAGUUGCUCCAGCCAGGCUAGGGUGGUCUGUCCUCUGGUGUGUGCCGUCUCCCCCCACCAUGCAGAAUAAUGAGCCCUCCACACCAUGAGUCCUCUGGGCCAGGUUAGUGUGCAGUCUACCUGGAACGCAGCCCUGCUUGCCGUGCUCUCCCUCAUGGUGCCUGCUCUCAGUAUGUGCCAGUCUACAGGCCCUGCGUUGGGCUCGGCUAACCCACAGAACUGUCCAGGUGUGUGCUCCUGCACUAACCAGCUCAGCAAGGUGGUGUGUACCCGUCGCGGCCUGAUUAGGGUUCCUCCAAACAUCCCAGCCAACACCAGGUACCUGAACCUGAUGGAAAACAGCAUAGAGACCAUACAGGCAGAUACCUUCAGGCACCUGCAUCACCUGGAGGUACUGCAGUUGGGCAGAAAUGCUAUCAGACAGAUUGAAGUGGGGGCCUUCAAUGGCCUGACCAGCCUCAAUACCUUGGAGCUGUUUGACAACAGACUGACGGUCAUACCCAGUGGAGCUUUUGAGUACUUGUCAAAGUUGAGAGAGUUGUGGCUCAGAAACAAUCCCAUUGAGAGCAUCCCCUCGUAUGCCUUCAACCGAGUCCCAUCCCUCAUGAGACUGGACCUGGGAGAACUGAGGAAGUUGGAGUACAUCUCUGAUGGGGCAUUCGAGGGUCUUCAAAACCUCAAGUACCUCAACCUGGGAAUGUGCAACCUGCGUGAGUUUCCUCAUCUUUCACCACUCCUGGGACUGGAAGAGUUAGAAAUAUCAGAGAAUAUUUUCCCUGAACUGAAGCCUGGGGCCUUCCGUGGCCUCAAGAAUUUACGUAAACUGUGGAUUAUGAACUCUGCCAUCACUACCAUUGAAAGGAAUGCAUUUGAUGACAUCACAGCCUUGGUGGAGCUAAAUUUAGCCCAUAAUAACCUGUCGUCCCUCCCCCAUAACCUCUUCACCCCUCUACAGUACCUGGUUGAGCUACACCUGCAUCACAACCCUUGGCGAUGUGACUGUGAUGUAGUAUGGCUCUCCUGGUGGCUCAGAGAAUACAUUCCCACAAAUUCCACCUGCUGUGGGCGCUGCCACACCCCGGCCCACAUGAGAGGACGAUACCUGGUGGAAGUUGAUCAGACCACCUUUCAGUGUUCGGCACCAUUCAUACUCGAUGCUCCUAGAGAUCUGAACAUCUCAGCAGCAAGGGUGGCAGAACUGAAAUGUCGCACAGCUGCCAUGAGCUCAGUCCGAUGGCUUCUCCCCAAUGGGACUGUAUUGACCCAUGGCUCGGCUCACCCACGGAUAUCAGUCCUCAAUGAUGGGACACUCAAUUUCUCCAAUGUUCUCCCGUCAGACACAGGGGUCUAUACCUGCAUGGUGAGCAACAUGGCAGGAAAUUCCAAUGCUUCGGCCUACUUAAACGUAAGCAAUGCCGAACUCAACACGUCUAAUCUGUCCUAUUUUACCACCGUAACAGUGGAAGUUUUGGAGCCAACAGUGGAAGAGACCCCUAAACCCAAGCCUACUGUCCCUGCCUCGCCCUCUGUCUUUCAGCCCGUCUUCAUCUCCACACCUACUGUGCUGUUCCAGAACACUCAGACUCCAAGGCAGGUGUCAAUCCCCACUGCCAGAGUUCCUGAAGCUCCAGCUGCAAGCCUGGAUGAGGUGAUGAAAACCACCAAAAUUAUCAUUGGCUGUUUUGUUGCUGUUACCUUGCUGGCAGCAGCCAUGUUGAUAGCGUUCUAUAAGUUGCGUAAGCGGCAUCAACAGAGGAGCACGGUGGCAGCAGCCAGGACCAUAGAAAUCAUACAGAUGGAGGAAGAGGUUCCUCCUGUUCCACCACCCACCUCCGGAUCUAGUGGCUCUGAUGACACAGGGUUGGUACUGCCUACAUUAGUGGAACACAACAGCAACACCUUUAAGCCUGGGUACGUGUCCUCCUCCUCCUCAUCCCGCCAAGGGGGCUAUGGAGCCCACUGGACCCAGAACAAUUCCCUUCAUCGCUCAGUCAGACAGCAUCACAGCCACAUCAGCACCAUUGCUGAUCCCUACGUCAUUAAGACUACUCACGGCAAGGAGAAGGUUCAAGAGACCCAAAUCUGAGUAAUGCUCCCUAUGGAUCUAUCUCUGACUCUGCCCUAACCUCUCCACCCAUCUGCUCACCAGUCCAUGCAAUAGAAUGCACAAAGAACAAAACGGUAACUUUCUUUUGUACAGAAGUGCAAAACAGAGACAGUUUUUUGUUUCUUGUACAUGCCUAUACAUAAGUAUAUAAAUAUGAAAAAAUACAAAUAUAUAUAUAAAUAAAAACUACCGUCAGGCAGUGGUGAGACAUGCAGAUUAUAUUAGAAAAGAAAGUAAUUUGAAACUAUUUUCUAAUAACUGGUGACUUCUAUUUAAAAAAAAAAAAGACAAAGAUAUUGAAUUGCUUUUGUGAUUGAUAAUAGAAGGUGGUACUGUCUACUGUAGGUAAAGAGGCAUUUAGUUUGUUUUUUGACCAUAUUUAGGAUGCAGUAAAAAACUCUUUAUACAGGCACCAGUUUCUAAAUACAGCCCAAUACACCCAAAUGUAAGCUCCAGUUUUUACUGUGCCAAAUAUUAUAUGCAAUAAUAUGGUAUUUCCAGACUUAGAAACACAAAAAGACACACAAGCAAAAUCUAGAUAGAUAGAAACAUUCAAGGAUCCAAGGAUAGCAGCGUAAUGGCACAGAUAGACUGUGCUGUUCAGUAGCUAUCAGCCAAAUGCUUUUGGACUGCAGUGAAUUUCUGCAGCUAAGGUUUAACCCUCUGUUCGCUGGAGCUAUACUGCGUUUAUUUGACAGUGCCAGUGCUUCUUAGUUGUAGCGUAUCUAAACAUGUUUAUUUAGUGUGCACAUGAUUCCCCACUGGUUUAACUGGGAAAGAUGAAGUGCAGGCUAAUAACAGUUGUUGCAAAUACUUUGUUCUGUUAUUGGUUGCAUUUUGUAUUAUUUCUUUUCCCUUAGGUUUUACAUGCUUCUUAAUGGCUUGUGUAGUGUUUAGGGCUAAUUUAAUAAUGCAUUACAGCAGUUGCCUGACUUGUCUCUGCAAGGGCUCAUUCCGAUGCUAAUUUUUCAAAGGAACAGACGUGGUGCAGUGAUACAGGGCAUUGCUGACCGUUAUGAGAAAAAAAAACAGAGGAUUGAAGUGAAACAAAAUGAAUGUCUGAUACUGGGGCUUUUCCAUGGACUACACUGAAACAUGACUUUGUUUUUCUUUUUCUUUUAACAGUUUAUUUUGAGCAACACUAUUUUUAUGGAAAGACAAAGGAGGCUAUGAAAAAUAAAAACCUUUGGUUUGUAUUUCUCUAAUCAGAAA
Molecule: messenger RNA, 4240 nt
Organism: Larimichthys crocea (large yellow croaker)
Lineage: Eukaryota; Metazoa; Chordata; Actinopteri; Sciaenidae
Gene: lrrc4.2
Product: leucine rich repeat containing 4.2
Exons: 4
Coding region: 1007-3007 (666 amino acids)
Biological process (GO): modulation of chemical synaptic transmission; synaptic membrane adhesion; postsynaptic density protein 95 clustering
Cellular component (GO): glutamatergic synapse; plasma membrane; postsynaptic density membrane
Molecular function (GO): protein binding
Source: RefSeq, a predicted model, not a curated record